GACGCUCAGGGGAGAGCGGUAGUUCUACGUCCAACGCCCCACUCAGCUCACGGGCACAAAUGAACGACACCGGGCAAGCCCGCCUCCCCCAUGGAUAAAGUGAGGGGCAGGAGUACUUACAGCGCGUCUGGGCUCACCCAAGCGACUUGUGACAAGUGCAAGUAAAAAGUACAAACAAGGGAAUUAAAAGCGAUGGAACGGUCGGUCAGCGCCAGCCCUAAUAGCAGCAGCAGCAGCCUCCUCUAUCAGCUGGUCACCACCGUGUCCAACAACAGCAGCAACACCACCGCCGCCGCCGCCGCCAAAGUGAAGCCCUCGGAUGCGUGGAUGGUGGUCAUGGGCAUCGUCAUGUCUUGUAUUGUGCUGGUGAUCGUGUUCGGCAACGUGUUGGUCAUCGUCGCCAUCGCCAAGUUCCAGCGGCUGCAGACGGUCACCAACUACUUCAUCACGUCUUUAGCCUGCGCCGACCUGCUCAUGGGGCUCAUGGUGGUGCCCUUCGGAGCCAGUUCCAUCAUCCUGGACACUUGGGUCUUCAACAACUUCUGGUGCGAGUUCUGGACCUCGGUGGACAUCCUUUGCGUCACUGCCAGCAUCGAGACCCUUUGCGUCAUUGCCGUGGACAGGUACUUUGCCAUCACCUCUCCAUUCCGCUAUCAGAGCCUGCUGACCAAGUGCAAAGCCAGGAUUGUCAUAUUACUGGUGUGGCUGGUGUCCACCCUUACCUCCUUUCUGCCCAUCUGCAUGCACUGGUACAGGAUAGACGAGAAGGUUGCCAUGGACUGCUACGCCGAGCCCACCUGCUGCUUCUUCCAUACCAACCGUGCUUAUGCCAUCUCCUCUUCCAUCAUCUCCUUCUACUUGCCUCUGGUGGUCAUGAUCUUCGUCUACUCCAGGGUCUUCCAAGAGGCCAAAAAACAGCUCAAGAAAAUAGACAAAAGCGAGGGCAGGUUCCACAACCAGAACAACCAACAGGAUGCCAAUGGGAAGCAAGGAAACAGGAGGAGCUCAAAGUUUUGGUUGAAGGAGCACAAGGCACUGAAGACUUUGGGGAUAAUAAUGGGCACUUUUACUUUGUGCUGGCUCCCAUUCUUUAUAGUCAACAUUGUCCAGGGGAUGCACAAAGACAUUAUCCCUGUCGACGUCUACACCUUCUUAAACUGGGUGGGCUACGUCAACUCUGCCUUCAACCCGCUCAUCUACUGCAGGAGCCCAGAUUUCAGGUUCACUUUUCAGGAGCUGCUGUGCUUACGCAAACCAGGUUCCAAAGCCUACACCAAUGGGUACCCCCAGAGCAAUGGGAACAGUGCAUACAACGAAGACACCGAAACUUGUCAGUAUUCUAAAGACAGGACAUGUGAAGUUUUAUUUAAAGAGGAGGAAACUCCCAACCCCUCCCUUUUGAACUGUGAAGGUACUCUGCUAGAUUUUAGCUUGGACCCACUGGGCAAAAAUCAUAACACGCAUGAUUGCUUAUUAUAGGAUUGUCUUCUUCUUCUUCUUUUUUUAAUCUGAACUAUUACGACAAACUGGAUUAUUGCAAUACAAGGGUCAAACCAGAUAUCUGAAUGUAUAAUACAAAGGAAAAAUGUUUUUAUAUAUAUAUAUAUAUGUAUAUUUUGCAGAAGGGCGGUGCCCGUGUCUUGCAGAAUGUAUAAAUUUAUUAUUAUGAGAAAAUGUACAUUUCUGUCUAUUUUCAGUUCCUCUUAAAUUAAGGUAAGAGAUCUUUUUGUUAUAAUGUAACGGCUUUUAUAUUUUUUUAUGUUGCUGCCCUGUGUACUUCACUGAAGAAAAAUCUACCUCAAACCUUUUAAAAAAGGAAUUCUUAGUUCAAGAAUUCUAGAAUUCUAACUUGUUCCCCCCCAGUUUUUCUACCCUUUAAUAAUACAAAAAACAGCUGCUGUUGGCAAAAUGGAAGGGGGGGGGGUUAAUUCUGCAGUCCUUGAGACUGAUCUCCUGGGUAGUGAUGGGGUUAAUGUGCUGAAUUUCAUUUCCAGAUGAACUUUUGAAAUGGCAAAAGUUGAGUUGUGAGAGACAGGGAAACUUGAUUGUUUUAUAAGACUGACAAAACUCGCAAGAGACCCUCGGGGCUCAUUAACUAUAGCCGCAUAAAAAAAGGAGAAAUUACAAUCACCUAUAGUAACCAGCCAACGAUAACUUUGAUUGGUCGUGAUUUGCACUGUGCUGUGAAGCCAUGUAAAAUAAUAUCUGAAUGGUUGCUAUAGUUAUCACCAUUUUGUACUUUUGCACCUGUAAAUAAGUUAAUUCGUUUCAUGGUUUCUCACGGAGGAAAUCACAGAACUAGUGCAAUACAUUAUCAUCCACCCUGGUUUGUGCCACUUUGCAUUUUCCCCAUUAACCCCUGAUAUAGGUUUGAACGUGGCACUUCCUAUAAGCGAUUAGACAUUUACAGUGACUCUCACAUAUGCCAGAGCCUUUAACCAGAAGUGUAUUUUAGGAGUGGAAGGGUUAAAGGUCUAACUCAGUUCAUUUAAUUAUAGCAGUGAAGUCCAAAGUUGAUUUGGAGGACCCUGUCCCCUUUCUUGAUGGCAAACAAAUCUGGUUUUUUGUUUGUGAACCCAGCCUGCUAAAUCCCCAUUUGCUAGAUAAAUGAGUCCUUGUCUCCUAGAUGGAGAAGAACAGAUGUUCCUACUGUUGUUCUGUAGUGUCUGAUCUGUGGCUGAAACCAAGUGCUGUCAGGGACGUUAAUCAAUUAUCUCUGGGAUAUGAGCAAAAUAGGGAGCUCUCCAGAUGUGACUGCGCUACAGCGCUCAGCGGUUGCCUACAACAGCAGUGGUGGGAUUCUGAGAGUUAUAGUUCAGCAGCACUUAAAGGAAGUUAUGGUUGCAGUUGAGAUGAGGUUACAGUUAAACUUUUUUUUUUCAAGUCAUCAGUAUAGAUAUAAUGGAGUAUGUUUACAUGUUAUCUUCUAGGAAACCACAGACAAAGGCACAAUAAAACAGCCAAUGAGCUACAGCCAUGGGAAAUUACAAAUAAAUGUGGUAUAUCACUUUAAUACGCCCUAUUGAAGGGACUAAAUUCUCCCUAUCACGCAAGGCAUGUCCGUACAUAUACCUUUCCCCUGCAGGGUCACUAGCAGAUCAGCUCUUUUGCACAUUUCCAAGCCUUACAGUAUUGUAUGUUGCUCUUAUUAAAAGUCAUUGUGCUAUUUA
Molecule: messenger RNA, 3170 nt
Organism: Xenopus laevis (African clawed frog)
Lineage: Eukaryota; Metazoa; Chordata; Amphibia; Anura; Pipidae
Gene: adrb2.L
Product: adrenoceptor beta 2 L homeolog
Biological process (GO): blood vessel diameter maintenance; adenylate cyclase-activating adrenergic receptor signaling pathway; signal transduction
Cellular component (GO): Golgi apparatus; plasma membrane; membrane
Molecular function (GO): G protein-coupled receptor activity; beta2-adrenergic receptor activity; adrenergic receptor activity
Source: RefSeq, marked provisional